AUGCGAAUAUUGCAUUUCCAACGGUCUCUUGUCCAGACCAGUGUGCUCUCCCUCGCUGACCAUGACCCCUCCAUCCUGGACCCCUCCAUCCAGGAACCCUCCAUCCAGCACCCCUCCAUCCAGCACCCCUCCAUCCAGGACACCUCCAUCCAGGACACCUCCAUCCAGCACCCCUCCAUCCAGCACCCCUCCAUCCAGCACCCAUCCAUCCAGCACCCAUCCAUCCAGGACACCUCCAUCCAGCACCCCUCCAUCCAGCACCCCUCCAUCCAGCACCCCUCCAUCCAGCACCCCUCCAUCCUGGACCCCUCCAUCCAGGAACCCUCCAUCCAGGACACCUCCAUCCAGCACCCCUCCAUCCAGCACCCCUCCAUCCAGGAACCCUCCAUCCAGGACACCUCCAUCCAGCACCCAUCCAUCCAGGACACCUCCAUCCAGCACCCCUCCAUCCAGCACCCCUCCAUCCAGGAACCCUCCAUCCAGGACACCUCCAUCCAGGAACCCUCCAUCCAGGAACCCUCCAUCCAGGAACCCUCCAUCCUGGACCCCUCCAUCCAGGACACCUCCAUCCAGCACCCCUCCAUCCAGCACCCCUCCAUCCUGGACCCUUCCAUCCAGGACACCUCCAUCCAGCACCCCUCCAUCCAGCACCCCUCCAUCCAGCACCCCUCCAUCCAGGAACCCUCCAUCCAGCACCCCUCCAUCCAGCACCCCUCCAUCCAGGACACCUCCAUCCUGGACCCAUCCAUCCAGGACACCUCCAUCCAGCACCCCUCCAUCCAGGACACCUCCAUCCAGGACACCUCCAUCCAGCACCCAUCCAUCCAGGACCCCUCCAUUCAGGUCACCGAGUUUACAACCCUGAAACAAAGGAGUGACACUUACUAA
Molecule: messenger RNA, 888 nt
Organism: Coregonus clupeaformis (lake whitefish)
Lineage: Eukaryota; Metazoa; Chordata; Actinopteri; Salmoniformes; Salmonidae
Product: repetitive proline-rich cell wall protein 2-like
Exons: 2
Coding region: 1-888 (295 amino acids)
Source: RefSeq, a predicted model, not a curated record